AUGGAGGAAGGCACUCAGGCCUCAGACUGGGACAGUGAUGAAACCGUGAUAGAGGGGUCGGUGACCGAGAGCGACCUGGAAGAAGAGGACCUGCCCUGGAGAAGGUUGCUUUUUGAUCGAAAGAUAUCUCUUAGAUCUGAGUCCAGUCUCCAUCCUGGUACACAUAGAAUGGGCAAAGGCAUACCUUCUCCUGAAAUUCAACUUGGGUUUAAACUCAGAGAGUAUCCACAAGAGCAAAUGAAUGAAAAUAUGACAAUGCCUGUUCCUAGUGAGGAUACAGUCUUACAGCAAUCUCAACUUGGAAUGAAACAAAAUGAAGCCCUGUUACAGACUAGAACAAAUUAUCCAGUGUUCACUGUGUUGGUUCCACAGACUGCACUUUCAAUGAAUCACAAAAACACUCAAGGGCCUGAGACUGAAAAUACUGUGGUUUUACCACACCAAGAAAAGGCUCUAAGUGAAGAUGAAGAUUCUCCUGAAAUUAGCCUUCUCUCAGGUACUGCUAUUAUAGUGUCUGGUAUGGUUGCUGUGAAUGAGAAAUCAUUAAUAGAGCCAGAGACGAUAGUAGCACAAAAUACGUUUUCUGAGCCUGUAAAGAAAGUCACAUUGACUAUGACUUCGGAAGAAACCAAAGAUGAAGAAAGCUCUAUUGAAACUUUUGUGUCUGCCUUAGAAAGGUUACAAACAUCACCAGAAAAUACCCAGGAGGAAAGACCAUUUCAAAUAAUGAAUGAUUUUGAACCUAUAGAGUUGUUGAACCCAUUGAGUGACUCUCAGAGUUCAACACAAACCCCCUUGAAUGUCUCAUGGGCAUGUUCCAUAGAUGUAUUAGAAAACAGAGAGGAUGAUGCACUGCCAGCUGAAUUGUUGGCAGCCCUGAACACACUGUCGGAUGCCAUAGUGGAACCCAUCUGUCACAGAAAAGAGGGAAGCAAGAAUCUCAGUGCUGGAAAUGAAUGUGUAGGAGUGGAACCCAGUAUGUCUCAGACUGAUGAAGGUUGUACACAAAUAGCAGAGACUCAAGAAGGCCUCGAUCCACUUGGAUUGCAAACUUUGGCUCAUCCAAAUGUCACCUCUUGUGAUCAACUAAAUAAUCAGGAGGAUUCAAAUCCAGUGGAAAAUAUCUGUGACCAAGAAAUUCCACAUGUGUUAAGAAGAUCAUUGAGACUGAAAAAAUGGAAAGCAGACAGAGCUGGAAAGCACGCAGAUGAUGUGUAUAAGAUGCCAGAAAAAAAUUUACCAAAAGUGCUUAGCUUCAAGCGUCGAAAAAAUAACAGAUCUUUAACUAAGAAUUCUAGCAUGCAGGAUUCUGCUUUAACAACUGAAGGUAAAAGGAAGAAUGUCCAUUCAUUUAGACUCAAGAGUGGAGAACAGAUCAAGAAAAGCAAAUUUGCAGCAAAAAAUGAAAAAAUGAAGAUGAAUAAGAUGUAUCUUUCUAGUAUUAACCGGAAAAACAUUUUUGGAGAAAACUUACUGUAUAGGGCUGCUCUGCAAAAUGAUGUUGAUCUUGUUCAUCAUUGUAUAAAAAAAGGUGGAAAUGUAAAUCAGCCAAGUUAUGCUGGUUGGACCGCACUUCAUGAAGCUAGUGCUGCGGGAUUUUAUCAGAUAACAAGUGAACUAUUAAAAGGUGGAGCAGAUAUAAAUGUCAAAGGAAGGUACCAGAUCACCCCGCUACAUGAUGCUGUGAUGAGUGGACAUUAUAAGGUGGCAGAAUUACUUCUCCUGAAUGGAGCAGAUCCUUUAUUUAGAAGUGACAGUGGAAAGUGUGCUUUGGAUGAGGCCAAGGAUUCACGUAUGAAGCAUCUCCUUGAGCAUUAUGUUCCUAAGCAUCAUAAACAUCUUAUACCAGCCCAAAAGAAUAGCACCAACGUAGUGGAUGUAGAGGAUGCACACCAGCACAAGAAACCAAAAUAUAGUUCUAAAAGGUGCAUUUGGAUUGUUGAUGAUGAAAAUUCCAACAGACAGAAGCAAGAACAUGUAAAAGUCCACAAAGGAAGCAAAGAUAGUUUACUUAUAAAUAAAGAAGAUAUAUAUGAGUAUUAUCAAAAAGAUUCCCAAAACACAAAAUUUGGUAAAUCUAAGCGAAAGCAGUCAACUCUUGACCAAAUACACUCUGAAGGAUUCCGAAAGGAUAAUCUUCGUAAUGUCAGAGACCCCAGCACAAAUGUGUCUAAUAAUAAAGGAAGAAGAAAUACAAAACAUAAAAACACUCAAGGGGAUAAUGGAUACUGCAAUCCAAGAAAGACAAGAGCUGUCACUUCUUCUAGAAGAACAAACAGAUUGGUUUCACAGCAGCGUAUUCUCCAAACCCUUGAUGGCCUUCCAAAAGAAUCAUGUAAAUCUUCCAGCCUAACUCUCUCAAGCCUGACAAAUGGCGUAGGUAACAAUAUCAAGGCUUGUUCAGUUUCUAAAGAUACGCAUACUCAGAGCUUAGAUUUAUCAGGUAGUCAGAAAGUACAAUUCUUGGAAUUGGAAUCCAUUGACCAAACUGAAAUUUCUUUCUCAGGACUUUCUUUGCAUAAAGAAAUCAAGUUACCAUCUGAGCCCUUUCAUACUGACAAAAAACAGCAUGUUAGCCCUUAUAAAUUUCUUGAAAAUGGUAACUCAGGUCAAAAAGAUGAGAGCUUUAAUAAGUGGGAAAAUUCUGUCUCAUCCAUUGUAAAGGAAAAUACUGAUGAUGAUGGUGGUAGUGGUGAUUGCUUUACCACUGAGAAGACAGUGAUCUCUAAAGAGGUGGUAUGUUCCACAGAUUGCCAAAACCACUAUAAUUGUAAAGGAAAUAUAACAAAUGUAGAAGGAAUGUGUUUUCAACAGUAUUUCCCUUCUGAGCACCAUUAUUCACAGGAAAAUGCAUUAAAAGUAGACAACCUAACCAUACUUCCACAGCAGGAAGUUGUUACUAUUUCUGAUUCAGAUAAUACAGUCAUUUCUGAACAACAUUUUGCAAAUUAUGAGCAAUAUAUAUAUGGAACUUCUUUUGAUCACUCACUUGUGAAUCCUAAACAAACUUCCCUGGCUUGUACAAGAACAAUUUCAACACAUGAAGUUUCAGAGUUGACUAGUCAUGUGGAACGACUCAAAAGACCUCAGGAUUAUAACCCCAGAGCACCAACUGCUUUAAUGAAUCAAACAGAAACAUGUAUUGUGGAAAAGGUGAAUGAUGAAAAAGAUACUAAAAAGAAUUACACUGACAAAGAUCAAGAAACAAGUUAUUCUAGUCAGCCUUUUUCCACAGUUUUUCAUUCGGAAGUAAAAGAAACAACUGAAAUUGAAAAAAUAGGACAAUACCUUCCAGAGAGUGAGACCAUAUGUAAUGUAGAUUUUCAUCCCACUGACAAUAUGAAUAAAGAAUUGAUGAACAACUCACAACUUAAUCAUAGAGGAGAGAAGGAAAUUUCUCCCAAACCAGGUAUUAAAAUGGGAACAGCUGGAGUCAAUAAGAGGACCACUACAGGGGAAAGUCAACUUCAUUUGGCUGCCAGAAGAGGAACUUUAUCUCUGGUGAAAGCAUUAAUAGAAUGUAGAGCAGAUGUGAAUCUAAAAGAUAAUGCAGGUUGGACACCACUUCAUGAGGCAUCCAGUGAGAGAUCUAAUGAUACAACUGUAGAGUUAUUAAAAGCUGGUGCUAAUGGUAAUAGUGAAAAUCUAGAUGGAAUUCUGCCCUUACAUGAUGCUGUUACGAACAGUCAUUUAAAGGCAGCUGAAAUUCUAUUACAACACGAAGCAAAUCCUAAUCAAAAAUACCAAAAACAGAAGACUGCUUUGGAUGAAGCAGAUGAUGAAAAAAUGAAAGAACUUCUGAAAUCUUACAGUGCUAUUGAGACUAGUAGUGGGGAUGAGAAUAAUACUGUAAAAAGUCCUGUUGUCCAGUCAAAAAGACACAAACAGUGUGUUUGUGACGACUGUAAAACUGUUGAUCUUCCUUCCCUUUCACACCAAGGAAAAACAAGGGAAAGCCUUAUGGUAAGUGAACAUCAGACCAUCAGUGACAUUCUACAAGACAUAGAAGAAAAACAAGAGCAUUUAUUAACAUUUGAAAUAAGAACUCCUGAAGAUGCAGAACAAUACGUUGAAAAGAUGUUACAGAUCAAACAGGUGAUGGAUAGUGUGCUUGCCAAACAGAAGGCAGAAAGGGAUGAUCUGGCUAAAAAAUACAGGAUGUCCAUAGAGUCUUUUAAGCAUGGAGCUCUGAGAGAACAACUGGCUAACUUGGCCACAAGACAGAAGAGCCUUUUAGUCGUGGCAAAAAAACAGAGAAAUAUAAGCCUGAAAAUUCAAAACUAUAAGAAUGCUACAUCACUGUCUGGACUUAGCUUGAAGAAGCUACCAGCUACCCCAGAAUGCUCUAAUGAAAAGGACAGCCAAAAGCUUACUAGCCUGGAAAAAUCAGUACAGCUCAAAUCAGGUUCACUUUCCCCUGCCACCCUUGUUUGUGGAAACAUACAGGAAACACAAUUGUCUCUGGGAACUUGCAGUACAGUUCAGAAUGGCAGCCAAAAGACCAACAUAUGCCUUAAUUCAGAGACAGGGAGAAAGGAAGAAUUUUCUGGACCUGAGCAGAAUUCCAAACAAAAUGACAGUGACUAUACCUUGGAUAGGUCACCAAAAUCUAGUCAUUUAGAUGGCACUGAAAUUAACUUACCGUUACAACCCAUGGCUUUUAUUGCUCUAGCAGAUUAUUCACAGAAAGAAAAUGAUCUUAUAAAAACUACAGCCAAAGAAUGUGAAUCCUGCAAUCCUUCCUCAGCUCCUGGUGCAAUAAAUAUUUCAGAAAUCACAAGUGUACUUGCCCAAAAGGAUCCCUAUCCAUCAGCUGUUACUUUUGACCAAGCUGUUUCCAGUUAUGAUCUAAAAAGAAGAAACAAGAAAACAGCUUCCCAGCAACCACCUAGGCCAGCCUCAGAAUCCCUGACACAUCACAGAACUGCUGUCGUAGGCAGUGAUACUGAGCAUCAGAUGAAACCAUAUCUUAAAAAAUCAGCUUCAGCUGUUCCAUGUGCAGAUGACAGUCAGAGCACCACCUCUCGGUCCUUCCAUCAACGUACUAUUACAAAGCCUUUAAAUUACAACAUAGCUCCUAAAAAGAAAUAUAUGCAGAUAAAAGAUCUGAUGUUAUUAGGAAAAAUUAAUCCAGGAAAUAACAUUCUGGAAUUCAAAACACAGGAGACUACCCACAAAGCCAGUAUUUUAGUGAGUGGUAAAAUUAAGGUAGAAAAUGGUCAGAUUUAUCAAAAUCCAGUUACCUGGCUCAAGGAUCUCCUAGGAAGUGACAGUUCUGUGACCUGGAAUUAUGCUUGGAGUAAGGUAACAUAUCUUGGGAAAGAGCUUUUAAAGUAUAUUUCUGAAGAAGUAUCCCUGCCUCCAGAACCAAACUGGGUACCUCAGCAACAUCGACCUUGUCUUCCAGAAAUACUCUGUUUAGAUGACCCAGUAUAGGAACAAAAAUAGGUGCUGGAUAAAAGGAAAUUUGAACAAGGAACUCACAGAGAGCCAAUUCAAAGGAACCCACAUUAUCUACAAAUAAAUGAGAUACUGUUAAUCAGCGAUCAAGAACUUCUUCCAUGCCAUAUAAUGGAUCAGCAUUGGAAGUUCUAUGCAGAAUGUGAGGAACUAACCUUCUAA
Molecule: messenger RNA, 5622 nt
Organism: Orycteropus afer afer
Lineage: Eukaryota; Metazoa; Chordata; Mammalia; Tubulidentata; Orycteropodidae
Source: RefSeq, a predicted model, not a curated record